Messenger RNA from Harpegnathos saltator (Jerdon's jumping ant), 487 nucleotides. RefSeq names its product histone H2B. Lineage: Eukaryota; Metazoa; Arthropoda; Insecta; Hymenoptera; Formicidae. Gene Ontology annotation, molecular function: structural constituent of chromatin; protein heterodimerization activity; DNA binding. The record is from RefSeq and is a predicted model, not a curated record. Gene Ontology annotation, cellular component: nucleosome. Bases 54 to 425 code for a protein of 123 amino acids. The transcript has a single exon.
UUUGGACAGCGAGAUCGUAGCAUCUGACGUUCAAUCGACGAAAUUUCUCAAGAAUGCCACCGAAAGCGAGCGGUAAAGCCGUGAAAAAAGCCGGCAAGGCCCAAAAGAACAUCAGCAAGACCGAUAAGAAGAAGAAGAGGAAGAGGAAGGAGAGUUAUGCCAUUUACAUCUACAAAGUACUGAAGCAAGUGCACCCGGACACUGGUAUCUCCAGUAAAGCUAUGAGCAUCAUGAACAGCUUCGUCAACGACGUGUUCGAGAGGAUCGCCGCGGAAGCGUCGCGAUUGGCGCAUUACAACAAGCGCUCGACCAUCACCUCCCGGGAGAUACAAACUGCUGUGAGGCUGCUCUUGCCGGGUGAAUUGGCCAAGCACGCAGUCAGUGAAGGCACGAAAGCAGUCACCAAGUACACCAGCUCCAAGUAAAUCGGAGGAUUCGCUUGGGAUUUUACGAACGGCCCUUUUCAGGGCCAACAAAUACCUCUAAC